This is a messenger RNA of Eutrema salsugineum, 1612 nucleotides long. Its product is annotated as cytochrome P450 71B7. The coding region runs from base 25 to 1533 and encodes 502 amino acids. NCBI's taxonomy places the organism in Eukaryota, Viridiplantae, Streptophyta, Magnoliopsida, Brassicales, Brassicaceae. The transcript has 2 exons. Gene Ontology annotation, molecular function: oxidoreductase activity, acting on paired donors, with incorporation or reduction of molecular oxygen; heme binding; monooxygenase activity. The record is from RefSeq and is a predicted model, not a curated record.
AGUUCUCUUUCGCAGCAGCAAACAAUGUCAAUCUUGCUCUGUUUCCUCUCUCUCUUACCCAUUUUCUUAGUUUCCUUAUCAAUCUUCUCUAAAAAGCUCAAAAGAUGGAAGCUUCCUCCAGGCCCGCAGAAGCUUCCAAUCAUAGGAAACUUACACAACGUCAAAGAGUUGACUCACACAUGUUUUCGAAAUCUCUCUCAGACGUUCGGACCAGUGAUGCUUCUCCGUUUCGGAUACGUUCCCGUGGUCGUGAUCUCAUCGAGAGAAGGAGCAGAGGAAGCUCUCAAGACCCACGAUCAUGAAUGUUGCAGCCGACCAGAGACGGUAGCCACCAAAAUGCUUUCUUACAACUUCAAAGACAUUGGAUUCGCGCCUUAUGGUGAGGACUGGAAAGCGUUAAGGAAGCUCGCGGUUAUAGAGUUCUUGAACGCGAAAAAGCUGAAGUCUUUCAGGUAUAUCAGAGAGGAAGAGAACGUCUUUUUGGUCAAGAAACUGACGGAGUCGGCUCUGACAGGAUCUCCGGUGAAUCUGAAGAAGGAACUUUUCACGCUCGUCGCGAGCAUCGUGUGUAGGCUCGCGUUUGGAAUCGAUAUCCACAAGUGCAAGUUCAUCGAUGAGCACAACGUUGCAGAUCUAGUUCACAAGUUUGAGUUGCUCAUCGAUGGUUUUGCGUUCUCUGAUUUCUUCCCUGGAGUUGGUUGGCUUAUCGACCAGAUUUCCGGCAAGAACAAGACAUUGAACAAUGUUUUCUCUGAACUAGACACUUUCUUCCAAGAUGUGCUCGACGAACAUCUUAAUCCCGGAAGAAGAGUAUCAGAGACCCCUGAUGUCGUUGAUGUGAUGGUUGAUGUGAUGAAGAAGCAAGAGAAAGAUGGAGACUCAUUCAAGCUCACCACAGAUCAUUUCAAAGGAAUCAUCUCGGACAUAUUUCUUGCAGGAGUGAACACAAGCGCCGUCACUCUAGCCUGGGCUAUGACAGAGUUGAUCCGAAACCCGAGAGUGAUGAAGAAAGUACAAGAAGAGAUUCGGACAUCACUCGGGGACAACAAGGAGAGAAUCACAGAAGAUGAUCUCACCGAGCUUCACUACUUCAAGCUCGUGGUCAAGGAAACAUUCAGAUUACAUCCAGCAGCUCCACUUUUGCUUCAAAGAGAGACAAUGUCUGACAUCAAGAUCCAAGGCUAUGACAUACCCGCUAAAACCCAGAUGGUCAUCAACGUUAACUCGAUCGCACGCGAUCCAAAACUCUGGACAAACCCAGAUGAGUUUAAUCCUGAAAGGUUUGUCGAUAGUUCCAUAGAUUACAAAGGACUAAACUUUGAGCUUUUACCAUUUGGUUCUGGCCGGAGAAUCUGUCCAGGGAUGAUGAUGGGAAUCGCAAACGUGGAAAUGGGACUAUUGAAUCUGCUCUACUUCUUCGACUGGGGAUUGCCUGAAGGGAAGACUGUGAAAGACAUCGACUUGGAAGAAACCGGAUCGGUCAUUGUCAGCAAGAAAGCAACUCUUGAGCUUGUUCCGCUGCUUCAUAACUGAAAUAACGAUCACGAAAUACAAUUAGUCAGAAAGAUAAUGUAUUUGUUGUACUCAGAUUCUUGAUUUUAGUUUUGUAAUA